AUGACAUCAACGGAAACCGACCAGCAAACGACAUUUAAAGGCGAAGAUAUAACUCCUGAAAAAGAUGGAGGUAUUAUCAAAGAAAUACUUAAAGAAGGUCAUGGUGACGAACAACCGUUACCAAAUGAUAAAGUCUAUGUGCAUUAUGUUGGUACAUUACUUGAUGGCACUAAAUUUGAUAGUAGUCGAGAUCGAAAUGAAAAAUUUGAAUUUGACCUUGGUAAAGGUUCAGUUAUUAAAGCAUGGGAUAUUGGUGUUGCAACAAUGAAACGUGGUGAAAUAUGUCGUUUAACAUGUAAAUCUGAAUACGCAUAUGGUGAAAAUGGUUCGGGUGAUAAAAUUGGUCCAAAUGCAACAUUAGUUUUUGAAAUUGAACUUUUUGAUUUUGUUGGUGAGGAUUUAAGUGAAGGAAAAGAUCAUAGUAUUGUUCGACGAACUUUAAGAAAAGGUGAAGGAUGGGCUAAACCAAAUGAAGGUGCUACUGUUGAAGUUAUGCUUAAGGGUACUCAUAAUGAUCAUGUAUUCGAUGAACGAACAGUAUCAUUUACUGUUGGUGAAGGUUUCUUACAAAAUAUUCCUGAAGGUGUCGAACAUGCUAUGACAAAAAUGACAAAAAAUGAACAUGCUCAAUUAAAAUUAAAAUCGAAAGCAACAACUGGUGUAGAAAAAUUCAGCAUUCCAAAAAAUACUCCUGUUCAAUAUGAUGUUACAUUAUUAAAUUUUGAAAAAGCUAAGGAAUCAUGGUCAAUGAAUGAUGCAGAAAAACUUGAACAAUCAGAAAUUAUAAAAAAACGUGCUGCAGAAUUAGUUACAGAUGGACAUUAUCGAUUUGCUAUUAAAAAAUAUGCUAAAAUUGGUGAUUUUCUUCAAACAACAACUUAUGAAAAUGAAAAUGAUAAAAAGAAAGCUGAAGAAUUAAAAUUAAGUGCACAAUCAAAUACUGCCUUAUGUUAUUUAAAAUUAAAUGAUUAUGUUGAAUGCAUUCAGGCAUGUGAAAAAGCAUUAGAAGUAGAUCCAAAAAAUGAAAAAUGCUUAUUUCGUCGGGGCCAAUGUCAAUUAUCGAUGUCAAAUUUUGAUGAAGCUAUGAAAGAUUUUCAAGAAGUUUUAAAAUUAAAUCCAUCAAAUAGUGCUGCGAAACAAUCUGUUCAAAAAUGUCGCGAAGAAAUGAAAGCUUAUCAUCAAAAAGAAAAACAAUUAUAUGCUAGUAUAUUUGCAAAAAUGGCUAAACAGAAUGAAAAAAAUGAAGCUGAAGCUACCAAUGGUGAUGCCAAAACGAAUGAAGAAAAUAAAACUGAACAAACAACGACAACAAAUUAA
Messenger RNA from Rotaria sp. Silwood2, 1317 nucleotides. NCBI's taxonomy places the organism in Eukaryota, Metazoa, Rotifera, Eurotatoria, Philodinida, Philodinidae. The record is from the annotation of a GenBank genome assembly.